Orbicella faveolata is the source of this 1316-nucleotide messenger RNA. RefSeq lists its product as uncharacterized. The record is from RefSeq and is a predicted model, not a curated record. Lineage: Eukaryota; Metazoa; Cnidaria; Anthozoa; Scleractinia; Merulinidae. Gene Ontology annotation, cellular component: membrane. Gene Ontology annotation, molecular function: protein binding.
CCUCGACUUGACAUUUUGGGUUGUCGCUUACGGGAGGUUCGACUGUAGUUUAGUUUUAACAAAUCAUAUGUCUUCCAUUUGACUGGGAAUUUACGCACUGCAAUUUUAGCUGAUACCCUAUCUAAGAAUCACACCUGGAACACAAUGCGAACAGGGAAUAAAAUGAUACCCUAUUCAAAGACCGAGAACCCCAAAGCCCUACACUAUCCCGCGGAACAUACCUAUAGAACAAAUAUAUGAGAGUAACCCCAGGGGUUUGCAUGGCCCAUCUCUCUGAAAUAAUACUUGCAGAAUAUCAUAUUAUUUUACCUCCUCAGAUUUUCAGUGCGAACUGGGAUCAAGACACAAUUGUUUACAACACAAUAAAUCCUGUAAUUUUUGCGCGCUACAUCCGGGUACUACCACAGACCUGGUCCGACCACAUAUCCAUGAGAGUGGAGUUCUACGAAUGCGACGGUUAUAGCUAUGACGUAUUCGAAGCGGAGGAGCUGAUAAAAGAUGCCAAGUAUCUAUGGACGUUUGACGACAAGGUCGAUAUCAAAGAUCAACAAGGAACGACUUGGGCUCAACAAAGUAGUUUCUUGCAGACAACUGGAGGCAUGCGAGGCCAAGCCGUGAAGACUGAAGGAGGAUCUGGUCCCAUUCUUCUAGCUCACGACACAAGCUAUUAUUUAUCAAGACCCUCACAUCACGCUGCUGUCACUGUCAGUCUGUGGCUCCUCUAUCAGAGCACUGGUGUUAGUCAGACGUUCCUGGCUGCUGGGGAUCAAGAGAACUCAGACAGAGGCAUUCAUCUUCACCAGGAGGACGGAAGUAGGGAAGAGCUGACUUUCAGUACAAGGGUUGAUACAAAGAUGUGUUUAGUUAAGUUUGGAGUUCCUCAACGGAUUUGGACACACUUAAUAUUUACAUGGUCAGCUAUUAAUCAUGUUCUGACUUCGAUCACUGCCUAUCGUGAUGGAAACAUCAUAACAGAUAUGACACGUUUUUGCACCGACGGUUCCUAUCCUAACUUAAAGAGUAACGUCAUCACGUUAGGCUCUUCAACUUUACCGACAGCUUCCAUCGAUGACGUCAUGGUUUUAGGAGUAUCUCUUUCUACGUCUCAGGUGGACAAAUUGUUUAGAUACUACAAAGGCGAUGCUAACCUUCAAGUCAACGUUAGUGUAGAAUUGACUGGUGAAACAUUUCACACAGAGUUGACGGUAAUAGGUUCGGAAUUGUUUACGAACAAGUCGCAUUGGAUUGAGGCUCAGGUCAGAAGCCUUUACCAAGAAAAUAAUUCAUUACAAGUGGAAAACUUUCUUUUCUGGUAA